AUGGCACCCAAGAAAGAGAAAGGCGGGGCGACGAGCACCAAUUCUAAGCCAUGGGAACCGUCGCUCAUUGCUGCACCCUUCAAUCAGAACGACUGGAAGGGCUCCAUCGCUUUUGUUGUUGGAAACCGGACUGAGGACGAUCUUCUCAUUCGAGCCCUUGCCCUCGCAGUCCAGGCCCCUCAGCGGAAGCUCUUCAGUCUGAUAUCAUGGCAGGACGUUCUCCGGCAGAUUGAUGAAGCAAAUGUACUCUUUGGAACCGCAGCUAGAAAGGCAAAGAACCCAGGAGGCAGUAGCAUUCCCUUAUAUUACGAGGUGUUAAUAGCAGCCAAAGCAAUUAUGGACAGUGGAGAGAAAUUAACCUUACCACUAAUAGGGAAGCUCUUGAAAUUUCAACUUCUCCAGAUUAAAUCUAAGGACCAACAGCGACGGGAAAACGAAAAGAAGGUGAGAGAAGACAGGUUUAAGACAGAAAAGGAUAAAGGGAGGGCAAAAUCUCCCAAGGAGAAGAAAGCCCCAAAUGCCAGCGCUGCCAAAGGAAAGGGGAAGGAUCAGCCCGAGGCGAGCACAGUGGUGAAAAAGACAACCCAGCUGAAACGGCGAGGGGAGGAAGAUGAGACCAGAGUUUACAUUGACGAUGAGCCAGAUGAUGGUGCCCAACAUUACAUUAUAGUUGUGGGCUUCAACAAUCCUCAGCUAUUAGCGAUUAUGACUGAGCUUGGCAUUCCCAUAAGCAGCGUGAUUAAAAUAUCUUCCGAGAAUUAUGAACCUCUGCAGACACACCUGGCAGCAGUUAGCCAGCAGCAGGAAGUUUUUCUUCGGCCAGAAGAUAUAGAAGCUGAGAAGUUGAAGAAAGAGAAUGCCGUAAAAGAACUUGCCAUUUUCUGGAAGUACUUGGAACCGAUCCUGAAUAAUGAGAAACCUGAAACAAAUCUCUUUGACGUUGCUCGGCUGGAAUACAUGGUGGAGGCAGCUGCCUUUCCUUCCAACUGGCUGGACGGCAAGAUGCUGCUGGACUUGGGCACCAGUAUUUUUGAAAGCGUCGCCUGUCUGAUGUAUGAUGUACUGGACUGGAAAAGGCAGCACCAGCACUACCUGGAAAGCAUGCAGCUCAUUAACGUCCCGCAAGUGGUUAGUGAGAAACCGACCUUAGAGGCCCCGGGGAUUUCCGAGACUCCACAACCCGUGGCUCCAAGCGCUGGGAAGAAAAAAGCACAAAACGAAGGACCGCAAGCGCCACCAUCAGUGGGUUCGGUCAUCACCACCGAGGUAGACAUGCGGUAUUACCAUGAUUUGCUGAAUCCGAUUCCAGAAGAGUUCAUCUCUGUGCCCCUGAUCCUGCACUGUCUGCUGGAACAGGUUGUAGCAACGGAAAAAGACCUCAUCCCGCCCAGCCUGGUGGAGCCGCCCCCCAGAGCUGACGGGCUGGACCACAGAAUCGCAGCUCACAUUGCGUCCAUCCUGCCCUCACUCUGUCUCACAGAGAAGGAGAAGAAGAAUCUCCAUGAAGUAUUUUCAUGUCAAGAAGAAAGCAAAAGCAAAAGCAAAACAGCACCUGAAGGCCCUCUCCUGCUGAACUACCACGAUGUGCUUGCCCAUAAGAAGUACGUACUGAAGGACCAAAAGAAUUUUGACCCAGUUCAAGUUGAGCGGGAGAUGCAGUCCAAGCUGCCACUGUGGGAGUUCCUUGAAUUCCCUCUGCCCCCACCUUGGAACAGCACCAAGCGCCUAGCUGCAAUUCACGAGCUCAUGCACUUUUGUACAAAUGAGCCCCUGAGCUGGAACGAAGUAGAAAGAGCCUUCAAAGUGUUUACUUUCGAGAGCCUGAAACUCUCUGAGGUUGAUGAAGAAGGGAAGCUAAAGCCUUCUAGGAAGAUGUAUGGGACAGACUCUGAGACAUUCAACAUACCGUGGGACAACCCUGCCAGAUUUGCUAAACAAAUCAGGCAACAGCAUCUCACAAAGCUGAACAGCCGAGAGGCCAGACACCAAACAGAUACUGAAACCAAAGACAGAAUUUUAUUUAUGGAUGAGAGUUUCUCAACAUCUGUGCAAGAUAAUGAGAUCAAUAAAGAACCUUCAGAUCCUGGCCAGCCUGACGCUGACAGUAUGAAGCAUUCUGACCCAAAUAAUGAGAAACCCUUAGACCCUGAUAAUAGAGAGCUGUCAGAGCAGGAGACUGGCAGGAAGACUCAGCAACCACCUGCGCCUUUGGAGCAGACCACGAACAAUGAGAUCAAAGAUGAAGCAGUCACAAAGGCUGAUUCUCUUGAAAAGAAACCCAAGAAGAUGACUGUGGAAGCAGAGUUGGAGGACAUACAGAAAACGCAGCAACGCAGUCUAGUGGACUGGAGUUUCACUGAACAUUUUAAGCCGGAAGUCCUGCUGCAGGUUCUUCAAGAAGCCAAUCAGCAAUACAAGUGUAUUGAUUCUUAUUACCAUACCCAAGACAACUCUUUACUUUUAGUCUUUCAUAACCCAAUGAAUAUAAAACGUCUGCAUUGUGAACGUUGGAAUAUUGCUCUUCACUCCAAUGUUGGAUUCAGGAAUUUUUUGGAACUUGUUACAGAAUCUAUCCAAGAUUGGAUCAUAAAAGAAGAAGCUAUAUAUCAGGAAUCUAGAAUGGCUGAGGAAAUCUCUGGGGCCAAGGGUGAGCUGGAAUUGAAAUCUUCUAUUAAUGCCAAAAUUGUUUCUCCUAGCAAAAUGUAUUUUGUUAAAAAAAAUCUGAAAGCAAGUAAAAGACCGAGCAAAACAGAGAUAGCAGAUCAGGAAAAAGAAGAAGAGAAGGAGAAAAUGUCUUUCAUUUUAAAAGGCUCUCUCAAGGCAUGGAAAGAAGAACAAGAGCCAUCAGCGGAAGAGGAACGCUUAAAGGAAGAAAAAAAAGCAGAAAAGAAGAGUAAGGAAACUGGUAAAAAGAAAGGCAAAGAAAAGGUAGAGAAAGAAGAGAGUGGAAAUGUGAGGAGAAGAUCUAUUUUCCAGGAGAAACCUAGAGAAGAGCAAAGAAAGCCCUCAGAAACACCUGAGCAGGCCCUCCAGGAACCAGAAGCUGAGGUAGUCUACCCGUUUCGUGGAUACAAUAUGGGAAAUAUACCCAUCCAAAUCUCAGGAACAAAUUACUAUCUCUAUCCUUCAGAUGGAGGACAGAUUGAAGUAGAAAAGACAACAUUCGAAAAAGGCUCAACUUUUAUCAAAGUGAAAGUGAAAAAGGACAAACACAGUUUUAUAAUUCAUUUAAAAGACCCUAAGAAAAUUGUGAAAAAGGAAAAAAAAGAGGAUUAUUUUUCAGAAGAUGAAGAAGAAAGAGAGGGAGAACAGAACACUGUAACAGAAAAAUCAAAGGCAGAGAAUAAAGCUGUCAGCAAGUUUGGAUCUUUUUCUGCCACCUUGGAAAAUGGGAUCUGCCUCUCAAUAAGUUACUACGGAUCCAGUGGAAAUGCACCAGAGGAUAAGGAUCCUAGCUUGGAAGCAAUGUUGAAUAUCCCAUCAGCACUUCUUCCAACAGUAAUUCCUGUUAUAGCACCCGUUCCUCAAGCCAAAGGAAAGGGAAAAACAAAAGGCAAAGAAAAACCCAAAGAACCUAUUAAAGAAGAGGAGCACCCAAAAGAAGAAGAAAAAAAGGAAGAAGUAGAACCAGAACCCGUUUUACAAGAGACUGUUUUUGUUCCUACCUUCCAAAACCUAAAUGUAUCUUGCCCCAAUGGGCUCCUGGUGACCUUCGUUGGGCAAGAGUCAACAGACAAGUAUGUUAUCGAUGAGGAACCCACUUGGGACAUAAUGGUCCGACAGAGCUACCCCCAGAAGGUGAAGCACUGUGAGUUCUACAGAGCGGCGAUGCCACCGGCAGAGCAAGAGGCCUCGAGAGUCAUCACCGGUCAGGGCACUGUGGUCAAGUACAUGCUGGAUGGGUCCACGCAGGUCCUCUUUGCAGAUGGCGCUGUGAGCAGCAGCCCCGACUCAGGACCCGUGUGUGCCCCUGCUGAAAUGCCGGCGAGCGCUCCCAGUGGAGACCUGCUGGACUCGGUUUCUCAGCCAAAAUCAGAACGAGUGUCGUCGGAGACGGUCCUCACAAAGAAAGGCAAAAGUCACAAAAAUCAGUCAGCAGUGUCACAUAAGAAUGAAAUCCAUGAACCUCCCACAGAAACAGUUCAAGGAGUGACUCCCACGGAGAUGCACGUAGGCACCUGGUUUACAACCACACCUGAAGGAAAUCGGAUUGGCACCAAAGGAUCAGAAAGAAUAGUCGACUUGGCACCGUUUUUAUCCUUUCAGUCCACAGAUCCCAUCACUGGAACGGUUAUGACAACACGAGAGGACAAAGUGAUCAUUGUCCAAAAGAAAGACGGUACUCGGAUAGUCGAUCAUGCUGAUGGUACCAGGAUCACAACCUUUUAUCAAGUUUAUGAAGAUCGUAUUAUUUCCCCAAACGAUCAAGAAAUUACUGAAGGUCCUCGGACUGUCACCAGGCAGGUGAAGUGCAUGAAGAUAGAAAGCUCACACUAUGCCACUGUCAUCACCAACUGCGAGGACAGCAGCUGCUGUGCCACCUUUGGGGAUGGGACGUCUAUUAUUGCAAAGCCACAGGGAACGUACCAGGUGUUACCUCCAAACACAGGCAGUCUUCAUAUUGAUAAGGAUUGUUCGGCUAUCUAUUGCCAUGAAUCAAGCAGUGAUAUAUACCAUCCUUUCCAAAAAUGUGAGCAGCUGAGAGCUGGCACGUACAUCAUGAAGCACACUUCACAGGUUGUCUGUGAGGUUCUGGAUGCCAACGGGAACACCUUUCAGGUCAUGGCUGAUGGUAGCGUAUCAACUAUGAUACCUGAAAACAAUUUGGAAGGUGAUUUAUAUGCGACCCCUGAAGGCUAUGAUAGUUUGUCAUCUGCUCACCUCUAUAAGAACCAUCUGCAAAUCUAUGGUGAGCACGUCCCCAGGUUUUUUGUCAUCUAUGCCGACGGGUCAGGAGUGGAGCUUCUCCGGGACAGCGACAUAGGAGAACACCUGUCCUUGGUGUACGGAGAAGCGACCGCUGUUGUUCUGCAGGAGCCAGUACAGGAGCAGCCAGGCGCCCUCUGCAUCACCGUUCUUCGGCCUUUCCAUGAGGCAUCACCGUGGCUGAUGAAGAAGGAAUUAGACACCAUUGUUCCUCCUAAUCUGCAGUCGCGGACAUGGGAGACGUUUCCCCCAGUCGAGAAGAAAACCCCGGGACCUCCGUUUGGCACUCAUAUCUGGACAGGCCUUUACAGCGGGGCCAGGCAGCUCGUGAGCGCCCCCGCCCCGCUGCUCCGGAGCCCGAGCGUGCUCCAGAUACGCCAGUUCAUCCAGCACGAGGUCAUAACGAGCGAGGUGAAACUGAGGCUGCAGACCUCCCUGAAGGAGUACAUAAACCACACCCUGAAGAAAGAGGAUGAGCUGCAGGACAGGACAGUGAAGGAUGCCAGGACCGAGGAGGAGCGAGGCAGCGCCGCGGAUCUCCUCAAGCUGGUGAUGUCUUUCCCUAAGAUGGAAGAAAGUACAAAAAGUCAUGUUACUGAAGUUGCAGCCCACCUAACCGACUUGUUCAAGCAAUCUUUGGCUACUUCUCCAGAAGAUCUGCCAGACACGUUUGGUGCAGAUUUCUUUGAGAAGAAGUGGAAGCACACAGAAACAGGAAAGCACUGGAAAGAAAAGAUAACUCAAAAGAGGAAGGAAAUUGAAAAUACACAGGAUUAUUUAACCAAAAUUAGGAACAAAGAGAUAUCACCCUACUUCAAGUCUGAUUUGAGCAAGUUGUAUCAGUCUCAGUUUCAUUAUCUGAACACCCUUUCCAAAAAUUUGCCGGCUUUUACGAAGAAGGAUGAAGAUGCAAACAAAACAGUUGUUCAAAAUACAUAUGAUCUUCAUCGAGAUCUCCAGCCAAAAGAAGUUUUAGAACAGGAAUCCUCAAAUACAUCUAGUCUUCCCAAACUGAAGAGCUCCGUGGGUAUCAAGGAGUCCCCUAAACAGAAGCAAACUAAAAAUUUAACAAACUCCCCGGCAGAACCGGAACUGUGUGUGCCCGUGAAAAUUCCCACCCAGUCACUGUUGCAGGAUGUUGCUGGACAAGCAAGGAAGGAGAAAGUGAGGCUCCCUCACUAUUUGCUGAGUUCCAAGCCCAAGUCUCUGCCUCUCCCAAAGGUGCAGGAUUCUGUUGGAGGAAGAGUGAAAACAUCCUCUGUGGCAUCUGCUGCCAUUAAGAACACAAACUCAUCCCCUUUUGGCUUCCACCUUCUCCCUCCAUCCGUGAAGUUUGGGGUGUUGAAAGAAGGGCACACCUAUGAAGCCACUGUCAAGCUCAAGAACGUUGGAGUGGACUUCUGCAGGUUUAGGGUGAAGCAGCCCCCACCCAGCACAGGACUGAAAGUGACCUACAAACCUGGGCCUGUGGCAGCCGGUUUGCAGGUGGAACUGAAAGUGGAGCUAUUUGCCAUGGCCCUGGGUGAGGACGGCGCCAAGGGGUCGGCACAUGUCUCGCACAAUAUCGAGAUCAUGACGGAGCAUGACGUCCUGUUCUUACCUGUGGAAGCGACAGUGUUGACAAGCAGCAAUUAUGAUAAGAGACUAAGCGACCUUCCCGAGGGAAAGGACAAUCCCGCGGUCCAGAGGAUGUCUACAGUUCCCUCCCGCACCCUGGGACUCUUCCUGUCCCGGAAGGCCUCUCCGCAGUAGGCCCACUUUACAAAUGGCUUUGUGUUCCUGCAUCUUUGCAGUUUCUUCUCGGUAGAGCUCAAUAGCCUCCAUGACCCUCUCGGCCUACAUGACGAUGACAAAGGACAGACGUCAUCACAACACACGCCUUCAUCCCGGA
This is a messenger RNA of Pteronotus mesoamericanus, 6817 nucleotides long. It is a transcript of the gene SPAG17, whose product is annotated as sperm associated antigen 17. The record is from RefSeq and is a predicted model, not a curated record. The coding region runs from base 1 to 6678 and encodes 2225 amino acids. Lineage: Eukaryota; Metazoa; Chordata; Mammalia; Chiroptera; Mormoopidae. Gene Ontology annotation, biological process: epithelial cilium movement involved in extracellular fluid movement; axonemal central apparatus assembly. Gene Ontology annotation, cellular component: axonemal central apparatus. The transcript is spliced from 49 exons.